This is a messenger RNA of Huiozyma naganishii CBS 8797, 1692 nucleotides long. RefSeq names its product dolichyl-P-Glc:Man(9)GlcNAc(2)-PP-dolichol alpha-1,3-glucosyltransferase (gene ALG6). Gene Ontology annotation, biological process: protein N-linked glycosylation. Gene Ontology annotation, molecular function: dolichyl pyrophosphate Man9GlcNAc2 alpha-1,3-glucosyltransferase activity. Gene Ontology annotation, cellular component: endoplasmic reticulum membrane. The coding region runs from base 1 to 1692 and encodes 563 amino acids. The record is from RefSeq and is a predicted model, not a curated record. NCBI's taxonomy places the organism in Eukaryota, Fungi, Ascomycota, Saccharomycetes, Saccharomycetales, Saccharomycetaceae. The transcript has a single exon.
AUGUCCAGUGAGAAGAAGGAACCCCAAGGGGAAGAUGCCUCGUCGAAAACCAAGUCACUGUCGAAGCUCCAGAGGAAUAAAGACGAAGCUGCUCCUGAAGUAGAAGAAUGCUUCUAUGCAUCCCCCAUAUACGACUUUCUUUACCCAUUUAGAUCACCGGGUAGCCAAUGGGUUACUGAAUAUAUUAUUGUGGUCUUUUUACUGAUCAUUAAAUCUGCCAUUGGACUGGGCUCGUACUCAGGUUUUCAGACACCUCCUAUGUUUGGCGAUUUUGAAGCACAAAGACACUGGAUGGAAAUCACACAGCAUCUGCCUGUAUCGCAGUGGUACUGGUUUGAUUUGCAGUAUUGGGGUUUGGACUAUCCACCUUUUACUGCUUAUCAUUCCUACCUUCUAGGCAAAAUUGGAACUUUCAUCUAUCCGCCAUGGUUCGAGCUUGAUGCAUCCCGAGGUAUGGAGACUGACGGCAUAAAGAGUUAUAUGAGAUUUACGGUACUGUUGAGCGAAUGUAUUUUUUACAUCCCUGCUAUUGUUUAUUUCACCAAAUGGGUUGGUAGACGCAAAAAACAGUCACCAAUUGGACAGUUUGUCGCUGCCGCGGCAAUUCUAUUCCAACCAACAUUGAUGCUAAUUGACCACGGUCACUUCCAGUAUAAUUGUGUUAUGUUGGGAUUAACCGUUUAUGCGAUUAAUAAUUUACUGGAUGGGUUUUACGCCAUGGCCGCUGUCUGCUUCGUUUUGUCGAUAUGCUUCAAACAAAUGGCCCUAUAUUACGCCCCAAUCUUUUUUGCUGUGCUCCUCAGUAAGUCCCUGUUUUUCCCCCGACUGUUUAAUAUUCCAAGGUUUCUCUCGGUGGCAUUUGCGACACUAGCGUCUCUGUUUGUCAUGUUUGCGCCGCUGUACAUAUUUGGUGGAGUCGGUAACGUACUGCAAUCGAUCCAUAGGAUCUUCCCCUUUGCCAGAGGAAUCUUUGAAGAUAAGGUCGCCAAUUUUUGGUGCGUAACCAAUGUUUUCUUCAAGUAUAAAACGAUGUUUACUCAAUCAGAGCUACAAUUCUACUCGCUUGUUGCCACCGUUGUAGGGUUCUUUCCCGCUUUUAUGAUUAUGAUAUUCUACCCCAAAAAAUUCCUGAUCCCAUAUGGUUUGGCCGCUUGCUCUAUGGCUUUCUUCCUUUUCAGUUUCCAAGUGCAUGAAAAGACAAUUUUGGUCCCCUUGCUGCCUGCCACGUUACUGUUCACAUCCACAAAUUGGAAUAAUCUAUCGAUGGUGUUCUGGGUGAACAACGUCGCUCUUUUCACACUGUGGCCAUUAUUAAAAAAGGACGGCUUAUGGUUGCAAUACUGCGUGUGUUUGGUAAUGUACAAUUGGCUGUUGGGCAAUUUCAGUUUUAUUACACCAAGAUUCCUACCCAAGAUCUUGACGCCAGGGCCAUCGAUAAGUAACAUCGCAGAGAACUACCGUCGCAGAAGCCUUCUUCCACAUAACAUUAUUUGGAAGAUAAUAAUUCUGGUAUCAUACCUGUGUAUGCUGAUGAUCCACGUCCUAGAGUACACAAUCGCCGCCCCAUCACAGUAUCCUGACUUAUGGGUCCAACUCAACUGCACCGUCGGGUUUGGUUGUUUUGUUUUAUUCUGGAUGUGGACGUACUACAAGCUAAUCACUCUACGAAACAAAACAAUUCAAGAGCUAUGA